UUAACUUGACAAUUUUUAGGUUAUGUUGUCACUCAGUCGAUCCAACAACAAGUUACCGUAAAAGAAAAUCGCCGGAGUAUUUACGCAACGCAACUGGAAAACAAGACCCAUGGCCGCCACCGCCGGAGCUGUAGCUAAAGUCGGAAAAUCAGUGCACCGCAUUUUCGUGGGCAAUCUGCCGUGGACGGUGGGCCAUCAGGAGCUCCGUGGCUACUUCAAGGAGUUCGGACGCGUCAUCUCCGCCAACGUGAUCUUCGACAAGCGUACCGGCUGCUCCAAGGGCUACGGAUUCGUUAGCUUCAAUAGCCUGACGGCGCUGGAGAAGAUCGAGAACGAGCAACGACACAUUCUGGAGGGCAACUACCUCAACAUACAGAAAUCCUAAAUAGAAAGCA
Molecule: messenger RNA, 395 nt
Organism: Drosophila bipectinata
Lineage: Eukaryota; Metazoa; Arthropoda; Insecta; Diptera; Drosophilidae
Gene: SLIRP1
Product: SRA stem-loop interacting RNA binding protein 1
Molecular function (GO): RNA binding
Source: RefSeq, a predicted model, not a curated record